Molecule: messenger RNA, 10119 nt
Organism: Megalobrama amblycephala (Wuchang bream)
Lineage: Eukaryota; Metazoa; Chordata; Actinopteri; Cypriniformes; Xenocyprididae
Gene: pde4dip
Product: phosphodiesterase 4D interacting protein
Exons: 36
Coding region: 1817-8644 (2275 amino acids)
Cellular component (GO): microtubule organizing center
Source: RefSeq, a predicted model, not a curated record
UCCAAUUUUUAGGAAAAUGGCUGUAAUUUAGCUGAACAAGCAGCAUCCCCAGUGUGCUGAGAGCGACAUCUAGCGACAGUGUACAGCAACAACCAUUUAAACUUGACAACUGACAACUGAACUUGUCGUUUAUCAUCCAAUCCAAUGUUUUUUACACUUUUUCGGUCUUUUCAUGUAUUUUACAUGAAAGUUGUUUUACGUUCAGUGCUGCUAUUUGCUCUUGUAAAUAUUUUUUUGUAAUGCCAUAGAAAAAAAAGACACAACUGAGGGGUUAAAGUCUGUACACAGAAUAAUAAUGACAAAUCACAGUUAAUUUUACAGUCUCUCAGCAGCUCCUUGCCAUCACUGUCACUGGUUAACAUAAACAAUGAGAUAAUACUACAUUUGCCUGAUUAGGAUAAAUAGGUUUUUGAUUAAGGGUGUUUUGUGUUUUAGCACUGUUAUGGUGUUCUGUCUCCGUUGUCUAAAUUCUAUAGACAUUUGAAUGAAAAAUCCACACAAGGACACCACAAACUGCCAGAAUGUGCAAAUAUGCCAUAAAACAUGACAUAAUUCAGUUAUUUCUAGCUAGAAUCAAUAUAAAUUUAUAUGCGACUGAUCCAUCUAUUCCCACAAGGUUGGUGUGUGGAUGUUUAAAUCAACAUUCUUCACUGCUGCCAUUUACAAGCAGUGUUGAAAUGCAGAUUUGUAUGUCCUCCCCAUUAUUACAACUGCACAUUUACUAUAAUGCUAAUAAAAACAACCAUUCACACAAAUUCAGGAUUGUAACCAGGAAUAUUUAGAUCAGUGGUGUAAAUAGAUAUGAUGAAACCAGGACGUCUGAAAAUCAAAAUCACUUUCCCAGUUGCACUUCCUUUGGCGAAAAUGGAAAUAAGUAUGUAAAGCAGUGUCAGCUUUUGCUUGGCUUGUUCCCUUUGUUCGACCGGUAUCACUGCAAAUACUGAGGGGUGAUCGGAGAAUUUACAAAAACACCGCUGACAAACAAUAAACGACAAAAGGACGAUUUAGAUAAUAAUUGUAAUAUAAUUGCGUAUUCGGAAGUCAACAGCCGUUGCUACGUUUCAAAUAAGUAACAUUUAUUGUAGAAACGCAUAUUUGUGACACCCCUUUUUGGCCAGAAAAUGGUACGCGCCAUUUUCCCUGCCUCACUUCUGCCACAUCGUUUGCUGCUUCACUGUCUGUACAGUGAGACCCGAUUAUACACUCAGAAUGUUUGCAAAUCUCUACUGUAACCAUCCGGGGAUAUAAUGUGAUAUUAUUUCCGUUUACAAGUCGUGUAAUGGUGGUUAUAUAAAAAUGAUACGUGUUUUAAACCGGAGUCGGUCGGUGGGAUUUAAAUGAUGUCCUGUCAUGUCGGCGUCUUCACAGAAGAGCGAAUGAAACAUUAUCUGGACCGCGCGAGUGAAGGACAAAACACGCAUCUUUAUUUCCAUUGACGAGGACGAGCAUCUCGACAUCGAAAUCAAAAUCGAGAUUUAUUUUCAGCGAUAUAUAUACUUAAACAACGAUCUCAAGGACAUAAAUAAGGACAUAAAAUACUACAACUUUAAGAUAUAGUGGAUUGACUGGGAUAAAUGAAAGGCGUCAUCUAAUCUAUGACAAUCAACCUGACGUGAAUUUAUGAUCAUUUACAAUUACUAUACACAUAUAUAUUUAAAAAGAUAAAUAUUAGUUGCCUUUAUUUUUUAAAUGUCUUGUUUUUCAUUGAAGAAAAUUUAGAAAUUUAAGAUCUUUAUAUGUCAUGACACAUUUUCACUUCCGCUCUUGGUAUAGUCUUGGUGCAAACACCUGUAGAUUAUUAUUCAGUUGAAGAUUUAUGAUGUUGGACUCGAAGAUGAAGGACGUGUGUCGCAUCUGUGCAAGGGAGCUGUAUGGUAACCAGCGGCGAUGGAUCUUCCAUCCAACUGCCAAGCUGAGUUUGCAGGUGCUGCUGUCCUACGCGUUGGGCAAGGAGAUGACCCGAGAUGGCCGUGGAGAGUUCGCCUGCAGCAAGUGUGCCUUCAUGCUGGACCGAAUGUACCGCUUCGACACUGUGAUCGCCAGGGUGGAGGCGCUGUCUGUUGAACGAAUGCAGAAGCUCUUGUUGGAGAAAGACAGGCUCAGACAGUGCAUUGGUGGAAUGUACCGCAAAAACAAUGCUGAUGAUUUUGGAGUGGAUGCCGGUGCUUCGGACUCUCCUGUAGUGGACUUCUCCAGGUUGCCUGAAGUUGAAUACAGUGCUCUACUGCAGGAGGAUCUGACAUACUCUGUCUAUGAGUCCUGGGCUGAGCAAGGCACUCAAGAGCAGGUUCAAGACCACCAAUGCCCUUUUCACAAUCAGUGCCAUGCAGCAGCAGAUGCCACUUCAUGUCCCCGACCCAGGAAGUGCAAAGGAUGCGCUGCACUGCGAGUGCCUGAUUCAGAUUAUGAGGCGGUGUGCAAGGUUCCCAGGAAAGUGGGUCGGAGCACUUCCUGCGGGCCCUCAACACGGUACUCCGGUAGUGUUCCGGACAGCGCUGAGGAGACCGUCCCAUCUGCUCCUCCACCAGAACCCGAACCUGUAGAGAACAACCAAACACGCCACCCCAGUGAUCCAGAGCCCGUCGGCAUAAGUCCUGCCUCCUCUGUGGAGUCUUUGGACACUGCUGUCGAUGUCACCCAAGAGUCUCAUCCAAAAGUCCAUCCUAACACCAUGCAGGGAGAGUUUGAAGAGGAACAAUCUACUAUCAGGAGGCCCGACUCCAGGCCUGCUUCUGUGUGUGGAAUUGACAUGGCCCUCAACCUGCUUAAAAGCUUUGAAUAUCACCCUCUCCAGAGUCACAGAGGUAGUCGGAUUCCUGUGCUCCUCAAACCUAACCCUACACCCAUGGAGAGCCCUUACCCUCUGCUUCAGGUGCCUCCCACUGGGAUAGAGUGUCCCCUUUCCCCCCAUCUUCCAGAUGCUCCUUCUAGCAUCCAGCAGGAGCUUCAGCUAGAGUUGGCAGAAUUGGAAGACCUGUGGUUGGAUGAUUACGUUCAGUGCAAGCCAUCAGGGCUUCAGAAGAGGUUGAUUGAGGAGCAGCAGUGUCAGCUGGCGGAGUAUGAAAGCGCAGCGGGUCAGUGUGUGAGUGAGCUGCAGAAGGCCCAACAGCAGGUCCAAUCUCUCCAGACCAAGAUUCGAGAAAGCGAGGCCAGUAAUAAGAAGUUACAACAAAGGCUCGGGGACAUGGAAAGUGAACUACGUUCUGUCAGAGAAGCAGCAUGUGGUCAAGAGAGAACAAUACAGACCUUGAGUGACUCACUCAACACUAAAGACUGUGAGAUUACUGAUCUCCGUCGGCUCAUUGAAGAGCAGAAUGAGCUUCUGCGCUCUCUGAAACAACAGAACAACCAUUACCAGCUUCAGCAGCAGCAGGUGUCUGGAGUGACUCCGAGCCGUCUGCAGGCUGAUCUGUUGGAGCUCCAGGGCUCUCUGUUCUCAGCCCAGCUUGAGCUGCAGGGCCUUCAAAGAGCACAGCAGCAGGGCCAGAGGCGAGAAGACGACCUGGCCCGUGGAAACCAGCGUCUCCAGGCUGACCUGCAGGGAGCCCUGCAGCACCACCAGGAGGCAGAAAGACACAACCAGGAUCUACUGGCUGCUCUAGAGAGGGCUCGCUUUGAUGUACAGCAAAUGGAGGACAAAUGGAGAGAUGAAGGAAGACAGAGAGAGAAAGAAGUUGAGGAAAGAGAGAAGACCAUCCGAGAACUAAAGACUUCACUAGAGCACAAAGAACAACUAAUACAAGACUACAGAGAGAUGGUGGAUGGUCAGAAAGAGCCUGCCGGAAAUAAAGACAACCUCAUCUUCAAGCUCAAACAACGCAUUCAGGAAAGAGACAGAGCAUUGGAGCGAGCUGUAGACGAGAAGUUCACGUGCAUGGAACAGAAGGAAGACGAGGUGCGUAAACUUCAACUGCUACUGAGAGAGAAAGAGAGAGACCUGGAGAAACUUCGAUGUGUGCUUUCCAACAACGAGGAAACCAUCACGAGCCUGGAGUUGUUGUUGCGUGGCAAAGGUUUAGAGCUGGAGCAGGUGUGUGAGGCCUGGCGCAAUGCUCAGGGUGUUCAGCGUGAGAGAGAGGAGUCACACAUGCGCAGCCUGAGAGAAAGAGACACUUUAAUCAGCCAGCUGCGGACAUCGCUGCACACACGCACCAAAGAGGCGGAGGAUAUGACUGUAGUUCUGCUCAGCAAGAUGCCAGUCGGGUCAAGUGAGGUGGCUGAGGAGCUGAAGUCUCGGCUGCAGCUGAAGGAGCGCUUGUUCCAGGAGCUUCUGUCGGACCGCACCAAACAGACUCAAGAGCAUUACUCACAGGUCCAAGACCUGCUAAACACCAUCAACUCAAGAGAGCAGUACAUAAAGGAUUCUGCAGGGCGUGUGGGUCAGUUAAUGGCUGAACAGACUGCUCGAUUGCAGGAGCUACGCAGGCAACUUGGGUCGGCAAACCCUCAGUUAACCGAAGUCGACAAGCAGGCGCUUCAGGAUGAGCUCCAGUUGACCCUGCGCAGAGAAAGAGAGUCCCAGAACCAGCUUACAGUCUUGCGCUCCACCCUGGCGGCCCAUCAAGACCAGCUCCAGGCCCAGGCCUCAGAUCUGGAGGCCUUAAGCAGGACUGUGAGCAUCAAAGAGGAAAUCAUCAAGGAUCUGCAGAUGCAGUUGGUGGAGCCAUCAGGUUUACCACUGGUGGAGCGCUUGACCCAAGAGCUGCAGCUGCUGAGAGAGAAAGUGGAACAUCAGGAUGCCACCUGCAUUAAUCACAAGCAGGCUGUUUUGGAUCCACUGGUGUCCAUGGAAACAGGACAUGCUGAUUUUGGAGGUUUCACAUCAGAUGAUGAAGACUGCAAUAGUGAGUUUGCUGACAGUGCCGAAGACGAGGAGUGCUCCAAACUGACUGCUCAGUCUCUGCUCAGCAUACAGAGCUGCGAUCAGCAUAGCGGUCUUAAAGGCUGCCAGGAUGCAGUAGCUGAGGGCCCGGGCCUGACAGAGGUCAAGCUACUGGUGGAGCAGAAGAGGGCAGUAGAGAGAGAACUGAUGGAGCUCAAGUCCCAGCUGGAAAAGGCUGGUUUCUCCUCUCUCUCUCAGAUGAGGAAAGCUUUCUUCAAUUUACGCUCUGAAAAUGAAGAGCUCAAGAGUAUGGUGACAGGAAGAAAGCCUCAGAAUGAUGGACGGAAGAACACAUCAGAUAGGUCCGAUGGACAACUAGUGGAUGCAUUUGGUACAGAGCCUAAUGAAAAAGAUUCGGUGCGUCUGAAGUCUGACCUUGAGCAGGUCCAGCAGGAGAGCAGAGAGCUUCAGGAGAGACUCAUGGUGUCAGAGGCCACAGUUCAAGCUCAAGCUGAACAACUCAAAGAUUACAGAGAACUGCUCACGGAAACAUCAGUACAGCAGGACAAUAAGCAGGUCCAGGUGGACAUCCAGGAUCUGGGUUAUGAAACAUGUGGCCGCAGUGAGAAUGAGGCAGAGAGAGAAGACACCAGCAGCCCAGAGUUUGAUGAUCUGGAGCUGUGCACAUCUCUCUCCUAUCGUGAUGGCAGCUCUCAGUGGUGGGGUGGUCCCAGCUCACUGAACUCUGGAAAGACUGAACAUGAUGUGACGUACCUGCAGCAGCUGGUAGAGGACAUGCGCGGUCAGCUCUCCCAGUCUCAGGCUCUGAUCCGUAGCUUGCAGGCCCAGACGCGUGAUCAAACUCCAGUCAGCACUCCUCGUAAGGUCAACUGGGGCUUGGAUAACUCGGAGGCACAGAGUACAGCUGAGGAGGACGAGGGCUGGCAGUCGUCUGACGGCUUCGGUUCUCUCCCCCGCCAGCCAAAGCAAGACCGAGAGCUACAGGAGCUCGUCUCCCGUGUGACAUCUCUGGAGGAGCAGCUCAGGAAGGGCAAAGGUCACGCAGAAGAUGGCAAGGCUGUAAACUGGCCGGGUAAGUUUGACACGCUGAUCCAAGCGCAGGCCCGUGAGCUGUCUCACCUGCGUCAGAGGAUGCGGGAGGGCCGUGGCGUGUGCCAUAUUCUGACUCAGCACCUGGGAGACACCACCAAGACUUUUGAAGAGUUGCUGCGCUCCAAUGACAUUGAUUACUACAUGGGACAGAGCUUCAGAGACCAGCUCUCUCAGAGCAUCUCCCUCGCCCAGAGAGUCAGCACCAAGAUCAGCGGCCGGGAUCACUCUGAAGUCCCAGAUGAUAAAUCAGGCCAUGAGCUGCUCGCAAUACGGCUGAGUAAGGAGCUACAACAAAAAGACAAACUCAUCGAGUCCCUACGCUCCAAACUUGACCAGCAACAACCACGAUCGGAUACACCUACUAGCAGCCAUGCCCUCUCUGUGGCCACAGACCAAUCAGACAGGACCUCUUUUGUGUCAGAUGACCACGGCUCAACCAAUGAGGAUCUAGAGCUGUGCUCCGAACUAGAUGCUGCCAGUGAAUAUGGCCAAGAGGAGGCAGCAAGAAGUGCCACAGAUUCACACAAUCAUAGAGGCUCAGCCUCAUUACAUCCAUCCAAUCCUCCAUCUAUUACUUCCUCUCACAGCCACCAGUCUUCCAACACCUGUCCCAGCAUGCACUGCACACCACACAGGCCAAUGGAAACCCAGGCCCAGACAGGCCUCUCUACUGUACCUCUGUCCAGCUCCAUUUCUUUCUCCACCUCCCUCCACUGUCCUCAAAUGUCCUCACCAUCUGUGUUUGACCCUCAAACUCGUCCCUUGAGAUCCCGUCACCCUUAUGGUGGGGGAUUCUCACUGGCAGAGGUUCACCAAGAGCUUCAAAUGCUCCAGAAACAGCUUGGAAACAGCUACCAUGGUCCUCAGAUCAAACCCCUUCCUGCAUUUCCACUGGGCUCCCAUGCUCAGCUUGACCAUAGCAGUUUACACCCACUAUCCCAUCAUGCCUUUGAACAGUCACCUGUCAGCAGCAGGCACACCAGUCCUGCUAUGAAAUCAGGGUCAAGCCUUCUGGAGAGCAGUGCAAUGUGGGAUAUGAUGUACGGCCCAAGACCUUUAAGACCAGGCGUUUAUGGAGACGUGUCCUCUGGUUCUUCAGGAUAUCAGUCAGGCCAUACAGGUCCAGACUUGAUGGAAGAGCACCUUAGGGAAAUUCGCACUCUCCGACGGCGUCUAGAAGAUUCUAUCCAGACCAAUGACCGUCUGAGACAACAGCUGGAGGAGAGACUGGCCUCCUCUGUGCGAAAUGGAGGAGGAGGAGCACCCACUAACAUCUAUAUCCAAGGCCUUGAUUCUGUCAGUCAGCUGUCCAAUGAGAUUCGAUUGCUGAAAGAGGAAAAUCACGCCCUGCAGAACCAACUCCAACAGGCCAGGACAGAUGGCAGUAAAGAGAUGGAGCGGCUGAGAGAGGUGGUUCUGUCUGGGCGUGGCCAGUUAAAGCAGGCGGAGCUAGAGGCGGGCAGGUGGGCAGAUCAAUGCAGGCAGCUGCAAGCUCAGAUUAGAGAGCAGGCUCAGGCAGUACUACACCUCAAACAAGACAAACAGAACAGCCUGGACAACAGCACCAGGCUACAGCAUGAAGUGAGUGUUCUCCAGCAGCAGUUGAGUGAGUGUCAGUGUCUAGUGCACGCACUGCAGUGUGAACUACAGGUGUAUCAGAGAGUCUGUGGCACUACUGAGGGCAACACAGGGUCAGGAUUGAAUUUGACCUUUGACCUACAUGAGCGAGAGUCUAAAAUACCUUUGUUGGAGCAGCAGUUGAGAGAGAGGCUGGACCAGUGUAUGCCUCGCCUCUCAGCCAGAAAACAGCUAUUCCACGACCAAUCACCAUCUCCCCCUGUUCGAGAUACAGGGUUCUCAAGCCCUGCUUCACCAGCUGUGGAACCAGAUGACCCAAAGUCUUCUGCUAGUGACUCGCCAAAGUCUGCUGCUGAAGAACUGGAAGCUGAGGUCCCUGACGGCUCCUUCGCCUGCAGGACGGGGCGUCAUAUGAUUGGUCAUGUAGAUGACUUCUGUGCCCUUCAGCAGCAGCUACUGGAGGGGAAGGUGGUUAUCUGCAAAAUGGAGGUGGCACUGCAGUCCAGCACAGAAUCGCAUGACCUACCAGAGGGUUAUGUGAGGAACUUGCAUGCCAGCACAAAGACACUGAAGCAGAUUCUGGAGGAGACGAGCUCUCUCUUAAGAAUGUUCUGGAGGGCGGCUCUGCCCAGCACUGACGCCUCGGCCCAGCAGCUUAAAAAGGAGCAGUCUUUGAGAAAAGAGGUUGUCACACUGAGGCGCAAGUUGUCAGAGCAAGAGCAGCUUCUCAGGGACACAAUGGAGAAUCUAAGGACCUCCAGUCGCACUAAAGACAACAUGGAGCAAUUCAUUGUCAAUCAACUGUCAAGAACGCGGGAUGUGUUGAAACAGGCUCGCUCAAAUCUAGAGAAGAAUGAACUCAAGAUUGCCUCUCUAGGCUGUACCCCUCUCCCUUCAUCCUUCUAUUCGGUCCCAUCCACUCCUUCUUGGUCUGAUAGAGGUGAGGUCUCAACAGCCUCCCUCAAAUACGCCUCCUCUCUUGGUUGGAAUUUCGUGACCCCUCAUGCUCAGGAUCAGCACAAAGUGAUGACUGCCUCAUGGCCGGCACAGGGGAGUGACAGACAGCGCCUCCUACAGGUGUCCUGCAGAACAGACUCCAGACUGAGUGCUGCUAUCUCUCCCUGUCUCUGAGUGAAUCAGUGUCAUAUUAUUUCACCAUAAAAUGCAUUAGAUGUACUGGAUUAUGUGUAGAUGUGUUAUUCAGUUUUAUUUGCUACAUAAGAACCACCAAAAAGCUCUCAAAGUUGCUUUUAGUAUUAUAGACAUUUGGAUUGGCAAUCCAUGUCUUUAAUCAAAGUAACAUCUUUAUGUUUGGUGUUAGGGUUUAUAUUGAACCAGCAACACAAUUAAUGUGCAAUUAUGAUACUACUGUGCUGCCAGCCAGACCUGCUACACUGUAAAUGAAAGUCACCCCAGGGACGAGCUGAAGAGCGAUGGUGCAAUAAUCUUUCAGUCAGCCUGCUACUGUAGUCUUGAAAUUGGAAUAUCCAAAUACAAGAUCUGUUUGUUUGUUCUCUGUUAUUGCCAAAAUUUUAGUCUGUUGCUUUUGAUGAACUAACCUAAUGUACAUUUUUUUCCUUUUUAUUUUUUACUGACCAUCUUUUUUUUUUUCUUUUUUCUUUUUUUUUGACCUUUUUUCCUGUUUUAUAUAAAUUCUCGUACUGGAGAUUAUUGAUACUUUUUUUAAAUCACUUUUUGGUUUUUGGUCCAAAACAAAAAAAAAAAGUGUUUUAUAUUCCUAUUUGCUGUAUCAGCUUUUCUUGAUGGACCAUUUUGCAUUUGUUUUUUGUUUUGUUUUCAUUUAUUUGGUUUGUUUUUAUUUUUCUUUUGUUUUCAGUUAUUUGGUUUGUUUAUUUUUCUUUUGUUUUGUUAUUUUGUUUGUUUUUGUUUACUUUUUUGUUUGUUUGCUUUUUUUGUUUUAGAUUUGCUAUGUCUGUAAAUUGUUUCCCUUGAGAUCAAAAAUACUAAAGUAAAAUAUUACCUCAAGUUAAUAAGUUAACAUUACAGAGUUAAAUUAUUAUUGUGUUAGACACUGCAGACAAUUUUGCAAAUUGUACAUUAUGAGAGGCUGGUCAUAACGCUACAAAACAUGUGCAUAGCUUUAUUGCUCUAUCUGUAUGUGGAUUUGAAAGAAAGCCUGUUGCUCUUGCAUGAACCACCUAACUUUACGCUUCGCAGUAUUUCAGUAUUCCACAACAGUGCGAGAAGUCCUGGGGUUUCUGCUCUAUAUGUCAACUGAACUGGUGCCAUUUUGUUUGUUCUGUAUAUUAUGCGUUUAUGAGAGUCCGGAUUACUUCUGUCAAUACAUCAGGCAUGGACACGUUAUGAUGAAUUCCUGAGACAAAGGAGAGCCAUGGGUCAUUUCAGUUCAACCUGCACUCAUUGUUUUAUGACAAUCAAAUAUUUCUCAGAGGAUUGUAAUUUUGGACUGUCAGUUGUUUAAAAUAAUGGUAGCAAUGCAAUUUGAUUUUAAAUUUCCCUUUGUAAAUUAAUGUACAUUGAGUGAGGAUUGUUAAAGAGAGUAAAAUGCAUGUGUAUUUCAGGGAAAAGUGUGUGGAGGAAACUCUCAAAACCAAAAGGGACAUUUUAAUAAAAAGGGAAUCAUA